AUGUUCGGAGUCAAAGAUGCCAUAUUUAAGAUUAAGCGCUCCUUCACGGGUACAGAUUCUUCUGACUCCACUGCCUACACAACAGCAAGUGAAUCUUCCCCCCGAUUGAAAGAUUCUCAUAACCCUUUUCGAAAUAAAACAGCGUCUGAAAGAACCAUAGUUGAAGAGUGUUCCCUACCACCGGUGACGUUGAAUGGCUAUUUCCCUUCAACUAAGAACAAACUUCUUACUCCUGAAAUGUGCGAUGAAAUAAGAAGCUUAAUGCCAACAAGAAUACAGUUGUACACCGAAUGGAAUCUUCUAUACAGCCUUGAGCAACACGGAUCUUCGCUACACUCUCUAUACAGCAAUGUUGCUCCAGAUAGCAAAGAAUUUAGGAGAGUGGGGUACGUGUUAGUAGUAAAGGAUCGUAAAAAUGGAAUAUUCGGAGCCUACAGUAAUGAAGCUUUUCAUCCCAACGAACAUAGGCAAUACACCGGAAAUGGGGAGUGCUUCCUAUGGAAGCUGGAUAAAGUACCUGAUGUCAAUAUAUCCGGAAAGGAAGAGCCUGAGGAGGAAGGCAAGGAAGAGAGAUGGAGAUUUUCCGGUUAUCCGUACACUGGAGUCAACGAAUAUGCCAUAUAUUGCACGUCCGAAUUUCUUUCAAUGGGUGCCGGUGAUGGUCAUUAUGGCCUUCUAUGCGAUGAUGGUCUUCUCCACGGUGUAUCAAACCCUUGUCAAACGUACGGUAACGACGUUUUGAGUAAGGAAGGAAACAAGUUUUCUAUAGUAGCUUUAGAAGUAUGGCGUGUAGGUUAG
Saccharomyces kudriavzevii IFO 1802 is the source of this 798-nucleotide messenger RNA. RefSeq names its product Oxr1p (gene OXR1). The transcript has a single exon. Lineage: Eukaryota; Fungi; Ascomycota; Saccharomycetes; Saccharomycetales; Saccharomycetaceae. The record is from RefSeq and is a predicted model, not a curated record. Gene Ontology annotation, cellular component: nucleus. The coding region runs from base 1 to 798 and encodes 265 amino acids. Gene Ontology annotation, biological process: response to oxidative stress.